AUGCCUCUGAUCCUCAUCUCAGGCUACCCUGCGUCAGGAAAGACCUAUCGUUCCAAUCAGCUGGUCGAAUCCUUCAAGUCCAAGAUCCAAGCUUCUUCAGAUGCACGAAUCAGCCGCCUGAAAGUCUGCCAUAUCAAUCAUCAGUCUCUUGGCCUCGAUCGCCACGUCUACCGAGAGGCUCGAACGGAGAAGGAUGCCCGCGCUACCGAAUACUCCGCGGUGAAGCGAGCUUUGGGAAAGGAUACCGUCGUCAUCGCCGAUAGCUUGAACUACAUAAAGGGAUUCCGCUAUCAGCUGUAUUGCGAAGCAAAAGCUGUGCACACCCCAAGCUGCGUGGUCCACGUAGGAACGCCCAUUAAUUCAUGUCGAGAGAUCAACACGAGGAUCCUUGAAAGCGGUAGCAAAGACGAUGGCUAUCCGGUGGACAUCUUCGACAACCUGGUCUAUAGGUACGAGGAGCCAAACGGCAUGACGAGGUGGGACAGUCCGCUCUUCACGGUCCCUUACGAUGACGAGGCUCCACCAUGCCAGGAUAUAUGGGACGCUAUGGUUGGUUCCGAGGGCAAAGCAAAAACAGUCAAGCCGAAUCCGGCCACCGUGAUGAAACCCGCCACCGAGUCAGAUUACCUUUACGAGCUUGACAAGAUCUCGCAGGGAGUAUUGAACGUGAUUAUGGAAUGGCAGAAGGAUCACCCGGGCGAUGGAGGAGGGGAGCUUGCAAUAGCCGAGGGCACCAUCGAACUACCUGCAAACCCGGUCUCAUUGCCACAACUGCAAAGAUUUAGACGCCAAUUUAUAUCACUCAAUCGGCUGCAUAAUCUUCCCAAGGCCAGGAUCCGAAGUUCUUUCAUUGAAUACCUGAAUGACAACCUCGUUUGA
Molecule: messenger RNA, 879 nt
Organism: Letharia columbiana
Lineage: Eukaryota; Fungi; Ascomycota; Lecanoromycetes; Lecanorales; Parmeliaceae
Exons: 4
Coding region: 1-879 (292 amino acids)
Source: RefSeq, a predicted model, not a curated record